AUGGAAGCUCGAGCGAGCACCAAUAUACUUCAAAAAAUGAAGGAAAAAGAAUCCCGAAAUUUUCGGCGCUGCGGUUCCGCAGACAAGCGGUUGCUUCCUGCCGACUCCUCUUCGCUCUCUCUCUCUCUCUCUCUCUCUCCGUCGCGCCUCGUCCCGUACGCUCGCGCUCGUAGUGGCCUUUUGCGCCGUGAGAGCGACGGAUCGGGAGUGGUUUUCGGCCUCGGCGGCCUGGACACUGGAGCCCUGCCCUGGGGUGGGGGCUGGCUGGGGGGCAGGCAGCGGGCGAAGCGGACGCGUGGAUUGGUUGGCCCUGCGCUGCCACGGUUACUGUUGUUAGAAAACUUAGCAGCGCCGCCGGCCUCCCCGUCCCGCUGCCGCUGCCGCUGCGCAUCCGGCCACGCCGACCUCCCCGUCACGCCCCGCAAGGCGCCGCCGGCCUCCCCGUCCCGCUGCCGCUGCCGCUGCGCAUCCGGCCACGCCGACCUCCCCGUCGCGCCCCGCAAGGCGCCGCCGGCCUCCCCGUCCCGCCGCCGCCGCGCAUCCGGCCGCGUCGGCCUCCCCGUCGCGCCCCGCAAGGCGCCGGCGGCCUCCCCGUCCCACCGCCGCCGCGCAUCCGGCCGCGUCGGCCUCCCUGUCGCGCCCCGCAAGGCGCCGCCGCCCUCCCUAUCGCGUCGCCGCCAAGCUCGCGCGCCGCCUCCGAAAGCAUGCCGCCGGGCGCCGCCGCCGUUCCCUUGCUCGCCGACAAACCCGGGACACGGUGAAUGCGGCAGCUAG
Phragmites australis (common reed) is the source of this 774-nucleotide messenger RNA. RefSeq lists its product as uncharacterized. Bases 1 to 774 code for a protein of 257 amino acids. NCBI's taxonomy places the organism in Eukaryota, Viridiplantae, Streptophyta, Magnoliopsida, Poales, Poaceae. The record is from RefSeq and is a predicted model, not a curated record. The transcript is spliced from 2 exons.